UACAUUUUGAAGCGGAUGGGAUGUAAGAUGCACCGAUAUUUCGCGUAAACAAGAUCCAAAAUGGAGUUGAAUGUCUUCGACGACUGCUGGGAGCUGGUGCAACGCUUCCAGCGAUUGGUCAACGAUGGAGAAACCUGCGAAUUUGAGGUGUUCUGCAAGUGCUGGCGAGAAAUGCAGCUGCAGCACCUCUUCACUGCCCAGACGAACCACACAGAGGUGAUAGCCACCACUCUGGCGGCCCUGCAUGUGGCCAAGCGGCUGUCGUGCUCCCGACGUACCACCGGAGACGUUUUCCCGGCAUCCCGGGCGCAAAGGAUUGGAGGAUUCUAUCUGCUCUACGUGAUCUACUACAAGCAGCCCACCCACACCUUUGUUAAGAUCGAGGUCUCUCCCCGCACUUGGCAGGAACUAACAGAUUACGCUCUUGAUCUGCGAAAGGAUAAUCCGGAGCGGAAGGACACCCAACAAGUUGCCUACAUGUUGUGGCGCCUGGUCCAGGAGCAGGCCUUCCGCUUCACAGCGCUCGACUAUUGCCAGGGGCUUGACAAUCUGGUGGACUACGACCGUGUGGAGAUCAUAGCGGGGGCCAGGGAACAGAGACAGAGUGCCGUAAUGCAGAAGCAACAGCGACAGAAUAACGUCAGUUUGUCAUAUGAACUGGAGGGUCUGCGAGCACUGGACCAGGCAAGUCAGCCAUUGUGUGAACUGGAAUCAGCAUACAAUAAUCAAAAGAAGCAGUUGGCAACUGAUCAUGAGCAUGCUCUGCCGCCCACUCAUAUAUUUGGCCAUCUGCGAGACGUAUUUGCCGAUAUCCAAAGAGUUCUGGGUGCUAAAAAGAAUACUCCAGACGAGGAAUGCCCCACAGCAUCUACCAGCAACCAGUUGGAAGUGCGACAAAGGGUACGAAACAAGGCGAUGUACGGCAUCGAGGAAAAGGAACCAUCACACCAGGCAGAGGAACUAGAAGUGGAGCUGGAGGUCAACGAGUCUUAUCAACGGAGGAUGUCCUCAGCCACCGUAUUCCAGAAGGCAUUGCCAGAUGAGCUGCAGCAAGAGUAUGAGAUCUUUGACUUCAGUGACGACGAGGAAAAGGAAGUGGGGGAAAUUAAGGUCACAGAUGAAGAAUUCAGAGAACUAUUGGGUACUUAGUUAGUUUAUAAAACUGUUAGAUAAAUAAAUAAUUCUAUGACUUCA
Drosophila santomea is the source of this 1194-nucleotide messenger RNA. RefSeq lists its product as uncharacterized. The transcript has a single exon. Bases 61 to 1149 code for a protein of 362 amino acids. Gene Ontology annotation, molecular function: sequence-specific DNA binding. The record is from RefSeq and is a predicted model, not a curated record. Gene Ontology annotation, cellular component: snRNA-activating protein complex. Gene Ontology annotation, biological process: snRNA transcription by RNA polymerase III; snRNA transcription by RNA polymerase II. NCBI's taxonomy places the organism in Eukaryota, Metazoa, Arthropoda, Insecta, Diptera, Drosophilidae.